AUGGAGGUGCAGAAGGAAGCCCAGCGCAUCAUGACCCUGUCGGUGUGGAAGAUGUACAACUCCCGCCUGCAGCGCGGCGGCCUGCGGCUGCACCGGAGCCUGCAGCUCUCGCUGGUCAUGCGGAACGCCCGGGAGGUCUAUCUCUCGGCCAAGCUGGAGGAGGACGAGGAGGGGCGGCUUGGGCCGCAGCCCUGCCUGGGGGAGGAAGGGGCCGGCCAGCCCCCACUGCAGCCCGCCGCUGCCUCCCCAGGCCCGCCGGCGCCGGAGGAGCGGGCACCCCCCGUGGACCGUGGAAACGCCCCGCGCGCAGUCGAUCCGGAGCCCAUGGAGACGCAGGACAGUAGUGGGGACUUGCCCCCGGCGGCUCCAGCGCCCGGGGCCGGUAGGCGGCCGGCGCGGGGGGUUUCGUUGCCACCCCCGGGCAAAGCCAGCAGGAAACGGCGGAGUAGCAGCUUGGACAAGCCGGGGGCCGCCGAGGCCGGGCUGGUGCCCACCAAGAAGGCCCGGCUGGAGGCGGAGGAGGAGGAGGGCGAGCGGCAGCCCCAGGGACAGGACGGCCCCUUCCCCAGCCUGGCCAAGGUCCUGCAGACCCGCUUCUCCGGGAUGCUGCGGGGCGGCCCGCCCAAGGGCCCCGAGCCCACGCCGGGCUGCCGGCCCGGGGACGGGGUACUCAGCAUACUGGUCCGAGCCGUGGUGGCCUUUUAA
This is a messenger RNA of Emys orbicularis (European pond turtle), 705 nucleotides long. RefSeq names its product immediate early response 2 (gene IER2). The record is from RefSeq and is a predicted model, not a curated record. Bases 1 to 705 code for a protein of 234 amino acids. NCBI's taxonomy places the organism in Eukaryota, Metazoa, Chordata, Testudines, Emydidae. The transcript has a single exon.